Molecule: messenger RNA, 792 nt
Organism: Sungouiella intermedia
Lineage: Eukaryota; Fungi; Ascomycota; Pichiomycetes; Serinales; Metschnikowiaceae
Source: the annotation of a GenBank genome assembly
AUGAACUUUUUGAAUACUUUAUUUUACUUAUCGGUAUGUGUGUAUGUUAAGUCAGAAUCCAUAGAUCCAGAUCUUAUCACUGAUGUUUAUUAUAAUUCGUACUUGAACGAAUACUAUACCACCACAAUCCACCUUUCAGGAUUUUCUCUGUUCUACGCUAAUCCAACUGUUGCCUCAGAAAAUAACAACUUUUAUGGCGUGUCAAACUGGUCAGAAUAUAGUGAGUACUAUAUUAGUUUUGUUUCCAAGUAUCAAACAGAGUUGAACUCCCUUUGGUCUGCUAACGGCUACACUUCGAUAGAUGUAUUGUCGAACGCUUUAUCCUACGUGUCUGAAAACCUGCCAACGGCUUCAGAAUCGUCGUUUGAUAAUUUUAUUAAAAGUGGCUCCACUUUAUACAUUUACAUCACGUCAAUACCCAUUAUGACAACCAGCAGCUCUGAUAUGCAACAAUCGGAUACGGCUGGGGCUUCAUCACCAACCACAUCACAAUCUUCACCACCAACCACAUCACAAUCUUCACCACCAACCACAUCACAGCCUUCACCACCAACCACAUCACAGCCUUCACCACCAACCACAUCACAAACUUCAUCUCCAACCACAUCACAGCCUUCAUCAUCAACCACAUCACAACCUUCGUCGCCAUCACCAACAACGGCCGCACCAAACCCCCUGACAGCUGAUUCUACCGACAAGGUGAAGACCUUAGGAAACGGAGGAGCUAACUACCAAUCACUGAAAGCUUUGUUUGUUUUAUGUUCAUUUUUGUUUUUGGCCAAUCUCUUAUAG